AGUAUUUUUUUUAAGAAAAUUUAAUUAUUGUUUUAAGUAUUUUUAUUAAUAUCACAGAUCUUUUGUAUCAUGGACGAACAACCUUUACAGGGGAGUAUUGUCACCCCUACAGUUCAACAAAUACAAACUGACCGAAUAACACAGCUGGCAGAAAAAUAUUGGGCUCCACACACUGUCGAAAAUCAUUUUGAAUUUGAACCAAAUGUGAUUGAAGAUAUUUAUAUGACUGAUAUUCGAGGUAGCAAUUUCUCAAUUAGGAGAAUUAUGGUUCUGGAAUUUAGUCAAUAUCUUGAGAACUUUUUAUGGCCAAAUUACAAGCCUGGAGCUUCAUUGGCACAUAUACUAUCAAUUGUUAUAAUGGUAAAUGAAAAAUUUAGAGAAAGAGUUCAAGUAUGGCAGGCAUUUAGAAAACAAAACGAGCAUUUUCCAGAUUUCUUUCAAAGAGUCCUUCUUGCUUGUUUGGAAGAUGAACUACUAAUAAAUUUAAAAGAACAGACAGCUGUCUUAGUAUUCCUUAAUCAUUGUUUUAAUAGCAUGGAAGAGGCUAUUUGUAGAGACCAAGUAAAAAGAUUGGUUUCUUUGUCAAUGUGGAUAUCUUUACAACCCAACAGAAGAGAAUAUGAAUUUAAGAAAAAUCCUAAAUGGAAGAAAUACUGGAGAGCCAUUCAAAGAAAAGAUAAACCCGAGCAACUUGACAAGUUAAUAUGGGAGAGGACUUUUCUGCAUAAGCUCAUGCUCAAGUUUCUUUCAGUUUUAGAUACAAUUGGUGAGCAAGGUAUUUGUCCAUCUGAAAAGGUUCAUUAUUGUGAAAGAUUUCUGGAGUUGCUCAUUGAUCUUGAAGCCUUGUUGCCGACAAGAAGAUUUUUUAAUACCGUUCUAGACGACUGUCAUUUGGUGGUCAGAUGUUCAUUAUCAGGAUUAAUCAAGAGACCAGAAGGGCACUUGUUUAGUCAGUUGCUGGAUAUGCUGAAAUUCUACACGAGAUUUGAAAUCAGCGAUGAAUCUGGAGAUCCAUUGACAGAUCACGAUAUGACGGAAAUUCAUUAUUCUAAAAUUACGUCACUACAGAAAGCAGCUUAUUCGAAAUAUCCAGAAUUAAGAGAAUUCUCAUUGGCCAAUGUAGCAAGCGUGGACACCAGAAAAGCUUUGGAAAAGCAUUUUGGACCUUUAAGUCAAGAAAAGUUAAGAUCUAUUGCUACCUAUUUGAAUUUAGUACCAAUACCAGGCGAAGAAGAGCAAUUCAAAUGGUGUCGUUUAGAUGAACAAUUCUUAAAAGAACUAUUGAUAUCUAGACAUGAACGACGAGUAUCUCAGUUAGAAGCCCUCAACGAAAUGCCUUUGUAUCCUACAGAGACCAUUAUAUGGGACGAAAAUAUCGUACCUACGGCCUACUUUUCCGGGGAAGGCUGCUUGGCUUUGCCAAAACUCAAUUUGCAAUUUCUUACACUGCACGAUUACCUUUUAAGGAAUUUUAAUUUAUUCAGGCUGGAAUCGACGUAUGAAAUAAGACAAGACAUCGAAGAUGCAGUCAGUCGUCUUUGCCCUUGGAAAGCAGAAGAUGAAAGCACAUACUGGGGCGGAUGGGCUCGCAUGGCACAGCCCAUUGAACAUUUUGCUGUAGUUGAAGUGGCCAAACCAAAUAUAGGUGAAAAAAGACCUAGCAGAGUCAGAGCUGAUGUUACCGUGAAUUUAGCUGUCAAAUAUGACGUUAAAGUCGAGUGGGAGAACCUGAGGAAACACGAUGUUUGUUUCCUUAUUACCGUUAAACCACCUAAUCCAAUAGGUACAAAAUAUGACUAUAAAGAACCCUUUAUUCCUCAAGUGGGUCUUCAAGCUAUUAGAGGUUGUGAAAUCGAAGGUAUGCUAGACAGUAAUGGGAGAGUUAUUGAAGAUGGUCCCGAUCCAAAACCAGUAUUACCAGGCGACAGAAGAACUUACAGAGUUUGGUUAGAUUGCAACCAAUAUAGGGACGAUAUGAGCGAAGCGAACAAAGGCAAAGAAGAUGUUUAUGAAGGCUUCAACAUUAUAAUGAGACGAAAACCUAAAGAAAACAACUUUAAAGCCGUACUAGAGACCAUAAGGGAGCUAAUGAACACCGAAUGUGUAGUCCCAGAAUGGUUGCACGACAUUAUUUUGGGAUAUGGCGAUCCUAGUGCUGCUCACUAUGAGAAAAUGCCCAAUCAGAUCUCGACACUCGACUAUAACGACACUUUUAUUGAUUCUGAUCAUCUGAGAUCCUGUUUUCCUGAUUAUCAAAUCAAAUUUAAAACAGACGAUCCUAAGAAACUGGUGAGACCGUUUAAGUUGACCUUUGAAGACUUGGGCCAAGAGGAAGACGCAGAAAAAAAGAAAGUUAUUAUUGUGGAGCCUCACGUUAUUCCUAGAAGAGGACCUUUUCAUUUUAAUGAACCAAAAAAAAAUAUUAUUCCAUUCACUCCCACUCAAGUUGAGGCGAUUAAAUCAGGUAUGCAACCGGGUUUAACACUGGUUGUCGGUCCUCCAGGAACUGGGAAAACUGAUGUUGCUGUCCAGAUCAUCUCGAAUCUAUACCACAACUUCCCUCAUCAACGAACUCUGAUUGUCACUCAUUCCAAUCAAGCUCUAAAUCAACUUUUCGACAAAAUCGUGGCAUUGGACAUCGACGAAAGACACUUACUUCGUUUGGGUCAUGGUGAAGAAGCUUUGGAGACUGAAAAGGAUUUUAGUAGAUAUGGUAGAGUGAACUACGUCCUGGCCAAACGUAUAGAUCUGCUCAAUGAAGUACAAAAACUUCAAGAAUCGCUCAAAGUCGAAGGCGAUCAAGCUUACACCUGCGAGACAGCGGGAUAUUUCUACUUGUAUCAAAUUUUAUCAAGAUGGGAACAUUUUCUAAGCGUGGUGAAGCCAAAAUCCGGAAAACCCGUAGCUAUAGAAACGAUAUCUCAGGAAUUUCCUUUUCACACAUUUUUUGAUAACGCUCCGCAACCAUUAUUUAAGGGAGAGUACUUUGAAGCAGACUUAGAAGUAGCGGAAAGUUGCUUUAGAUACAUUGAGCAUAUUUUCAAGGAACUUGAAGAAUUUAGAGCUUUUGAGCUCUUAAGGUCCGGCUUAGAUAGGUCUAAGUACCUUCUUGUUAAAGAAGCUAAAAUUAUUGCAAUGACGUGUACACACGCUGCUUUGAAGAGGAAGGAAUUGGUUGAAAUAGGAUUUAAAUACGAUAAUAUCCUCAUGGAAGAAUCUGCUCAAAUUCUGGAAAUCGAAACUUUUAUUCCACUUUUAUUACAAAAUCCUCAAGACGGUUACAAUAGACUGAAAAGGUGGAUCAUGAUUGGUGAUCAUCACCAGUUGCCACCUGUCAUAAAGAACAUGGCGUUCCAAAAAUACUCCAACAUGGAACAAAGCUUAUUCACAAGACUAGUAAGGUUGGGUGUGCCUACAGUUGACUUGGACGGCCAAGGACGUGCCAGAUCAAGCAUAUGCAACCUAUAUAAAUGGAGAUACAAGCAUUUAGGAAAUCUAAAACAUGUUGAAACGUGGCCUGAGUACCAAAGAGCGAAUGCCGGCUUCGAGUUUGACUUUCAGCUGAUCGACGUUCAGGAUUUCAAUGGCGUGGGCGAAUCCGAACCUAACCCUUAUUUUUACCAAAAUUUGGCAGAAGCGGAGUACUGCGUGGCUGUAUUUAUGUUUAUGAGACUGAUCGGGUAUCCUGCUAGUAAAAUCACUAUAUUAUCUACUUAUAAUGGACAAAAACAUCUGAUAAGGGACGUGAUAAACGCUCGGUGCGCAAAUAACCCUCUGAUUGGACGACCCCAUAAAGUGACUACUGUUGAUAAAUAUCAAGGACAGCAAAAUGACUAUAUUUUAUUGUCUUUGGUAAAAACUAAAGCGGUUGGUCAUAUAAGAGACGUUAGACGUUUAGUUGUAGCUAUGUCUCGUGCUAGACUGGGGUUAUAUAUCUUUGCCAGAGUAUCUCUUUUCCAAAACUGUUUUGAAUUAACACCAGCAUUUGAACAGUUAUUGAAACGAACGACUAAGCUACACCUUAUUUUGAAUGAGCUUUAUCCCACCCAGCGAUACAAUAAUCAGAAACCCAACGCGCAACGUAUGGUAGUCGAAGAUAUGACACAUAUGGCUAAUUUUGUGUACCAGUAUUACAUUGAAAGAGUAAAAGCUUUAAAAGUGCAUUAUGAACAAACACAAAAACAGUGGGACAAACCAGGUGACAUUGAGGCAAAAUCACAUGAGGGUCUAAUAGCUUCUCAUCCUGGUGAAGACAGAGAUACAGAUAGUGAGGAUGAAAGUGAGAAUGGGCAAAUGCCUGUUCCAAUACAAGAUGAACCUGUGGAAGAAGAGGCACAGGUUCAACAGGUUGAACCGCAAGCUGAACCUGAAGACGUCCCAGUAAUAGAGGAACAAGAUGAAGAUAUGGAAGACAAUACAAACAGGGAAGAAACAAUGGAUACUGGUGAAGUUGCAAAUGAUGAAUGAUUUUAAUGUGUACUUUAAUAUUUAAGAUAUUUUUUAAGAGUAAAAUAAAAAGCUUUUAAUU
Molecule: messenger RNA, 4528 nt
Organism: Sitophilus oryzae (rice weevil)
Lineage: Eukaryota; Metazoa; Arthropoda; Insecta; Coleoptera; Curculionidae
Product: RNA helicase aquarius
Exons: 21
Coding region: 70-4467 (1465 amino acids)
Biological process (GO): mRNA splicing, via spliceosome
Cellular component (GO): catalytic step 2 spliceosome
Molecular function (GO): helicase activity; mRNA binding
Source: RefSeq, a predicted model, not a curated record